Messenger RNA from Seriola dumerili (greater amberjack), 1335 nucleotides. RefSeq names its product tetraspanin-13-like (gene tspan13b). The transcript is spliced from 6 exons. Gene Ontology annotation, cellular component: membrane. The coding region runs from base 119 to 730 and encodes 203 amino acids. The record is from RefSeq and is a predicted model, not a curated record. Lineage: Eukaryota; Metazoa; Chordata; Actinopteri; Carangiformes; Carangidae.
UCGGCUCAGUCCAGGUUCGACCUGCCGCGGAGCGACCGUCUCUUCCAGCGGGAGGUUGUGUUUGUCUGGAGCCGACACCGUUCACCGUCUAUCGGGCUGACUGUCUCCCCUGAGCAGGAUGGGCUGUGCCGGAUUCACCUGCUCCAAACACGCGCUGUGCGCGCUCAACAUCCUCUAUGUGAUGGUCAGUCUGCUGAUGAUUGGCAUCGCGGCGUGGGGGAAGUGGUUCGGUCUGGUCUCCAGCUUCCAGGUGGUGGGGGGCGUCAUCGGUGUGGGGGUGUUCCUCUUCUUCGUGGCCCUGGCGGGUCUCAUCGGGGCCAUGAAGCAUCACCAGGUCCUGCUCUUCUUCUACAUGAUCGUCCUGUUCAUGGUGUUCAUUGUGCAGUUCUCUGUGUCCAGCGCCUGUCUGGCCAUCAACCGAGAGCAGCAGGAUCACCUGCUGGAGGUGGGCUGGAACAACUCUCGGAGCACUCAGAGGGAUGUGGAGAAGAGCAUCAACUGCUGUGGCUUCAGACAGGUGGACCCCAACGGCACCUGUGACGCCGCGUGUUUCCCCAACCACUCCUGCCUCCCCUGUGCAGAUAAGAUCCAGGAGCAUGCUGGGAAAGUUUUACGUUUCGUGGGAGGGAUCGGGCUCUUCUUCAGCUUCACUGAGAUCCUGGGAGUGUGGCUCACAUAUCGCUACAGGAACCAGAAGGACCCCAGAGCCAACCCCAGCGCUUUCCUGUGAGGCGGCCGCCGGCUGAAGCGUCUGCACGCUGUCACCUCUCCACCUCUGUGAACUUUCUCUGGGCUUCACCUGUAAAUACGAGAUCGACCUGUGUGUUUCCACUGACUGCUGCAGCCGUGCUGUUUGAUGUGACGUGUGUGAAGUGUGUUCUGUGUGUGAAGAGACGUGUCUCACACCAGCACACACAAUUAGUACACUGAGCAUUGUGGGUAAAAAAGAGGGAACAUUGUCCACAGCAGUCUGCUGUAUGUUCCAGUAUUUAUGCCACCUGCCUGAUGUUGACCCUGUACACUGUUUGUUUGUUUGUUUGUUGUUUGUCUCAGUCGGUCCCACUGAACGCAAUAAUGUCAACACUGUGUGAAAGAAUGAAGGAUACAGGUGAUGACCUGCAACUGUUUUUACUGUGUGUGUGUGUGUGUGUGUGUGUGUGUGUGUGUGUGUGUGUGUGUGUGUGUGUGUGUGUGUGUGUGUGUGUGUCUGUGUGUGUGUCUUGCUCCUGGCUGCCUGCUGUGUAUUUGGCCUUUUGCAUGACUCUAAGUUGCUGUAUGAUGAUUCUGUGAAGCACCUGUUUGAGCCUUUGUACUGUAAAACACAAUAAAACAAUA